AUGGGCGACUUCAAGCUGUCGGCCCAGCUGGCCGGCCACGACAGUGAUGUCCGUGACCUCGUCUUCCCGGCUCCCGAAGCUGUCCUAUCUGUCUCGAGAGAUCACACGGCCAGACUAUGGAAACGGACUUCGACUUCACCCCCCGCAUACGAGGGCACCAUCUUGAAUAAGAUCGACGCAUAUCUCAACUCCGUAACUUACCUCCCCCCUAAUCAGGAAUUUCCCGACGGUCUCGUCGUUUCCGGAGGCAAGGACCCGUGCCUCGAUGUAAGGAAGCCCACUUCUACUUUCACCGAUGACGCCGAUCGAGUCCUGCCUGGCCACGCCAACAACGUAAGCGCUUUGGCCGCCGCUGCCAGUGGCAAGUACUUUGUCUCUGGCAGCUGGGAUAAAACUGCCAGGGUAUGGAGCACCGACAGCUGGGAAAGCGAAAUAGUCCUAACCGGUCACGACGCCGCGGUCUGGGACGUAUUGCCCUUGAGCGACAACGCCGUAGCUACCGCAUGCGCCGACAAGAGCAUUCGCAUCUUCGACCUGCGCAAGGCCGUAGAUGGUACUGUCGAGGCCCGGGCCACCAUCCAGACACCUGAUAUCGUCCGAGGCUUGUGCCGACUGCCCGCCAACCACCCUACAGGCGCUGAGAUCGCCAGUGGACACAACGAUGGCAUCAUUCGUCUGUGGAAGCUAAGCGGACAACUCGUAGGAGAGCUCCACGGCCACGAAAGCUUCGUCUACCGCCUGAAGGCCUUGCCAUCUGGCGAGAUUGUCAGCGCUGGCGAAGACAGAACUGUUCGCAUCUGGAAAGGAACCGACUGCGUUCAAACUAUCACACAUCCUGCCAUAUCUGUUUGGACAGUAGCCGUAAACGAGCAGACUGGAGACAUUGUGUCUGGCACAAGCGACGGUGUCGUACGUAUCUUCACAAGAAGCGCUGAUCGCGUCGCUAGUGCCGAGACAAUCCAGUUGUUCGACGAGGCAGUCAAGGCCUCCUCGAUACCGCAGCAGACCAUGGGCGACAUCAACAAGGAAAAGCUUCCCGGCCCGGACUUCCUGACCUCGAAAGCAGGCACUAAGGAGGGUCAGGUUCAGAUGAUUAGGGAAACAAACGGUUCAAUAUCAGCACAUACAUGGUCAAUGGCUGCUCAGACCUGGGUCAACGUUGGCACCGUGGUUGAUUCUGCUGCAAGCAGCGGGCGCAAGGCGACUCACAAUGGCAAGGAGUACGAUUUUGUUUUUGAUGUCGCCAUUGAGGAGGGUGCGCCAUCGCUGAAACUGCCAUACAAUCUCUCCGACAACCCUUACGACGCAGCCACCAAGUUCAUUAAUGACAAUGAACUGUCCCCGAACUAUCUUGACCAAGUCGCGCAGUUUAUUGUAAAGAACACUCAAGGUGCAACACUUGGAGGGGAAAGUACAGGCGGCCCCGAUCCGUUGGGAACAGAAUCUCGUUACCGACCGGGCGAAGCGGAGACUCCAUCAAGACCCAAGGCUCUACCCCAGACAGAGUUUCUCACUAUCACUGCAGCCAAGUACGAACCCAUCUUCAAGAAGAUCCUGAGCGUAAAUUCGGGCCUUGUUUCCGCUGGCAGAAAGGAUAUCUCUCUCAACCCUUCGGCUCAGAAUCUAUUAAGCUCGUUGCGUCAAUCCUUGGAGUCGAACAAACCCGUGCAAGACGAAGAUGCGCUCGAUAUCUUGGUCAAAAUUUGCAAAGGAUGGGACUACUCGGAUAGGCUUGCACCACUAGAUAUUUUCCGAUGCACAGCGACAUCGCCUCUACUUGCAAGCAGCUCACGUGCUGGCAACCCUGUUCACAUUGCGAUCGAUGCUGCCACGGAAGGCAUCCCUGCCGGGGGACAGGUCAACGAGAACAGCGUUAUGAUGGCCUUGCGUACAAUCGCAAAUCUUUUCUCGACUUCGGAAGGUAGAAAGGUCGUUUCACAGCCUGAAGAAGCAACUCGCACCAUCGAAUUCAUUGGUAGGACCUUAGGUCUUGGGGGCGGACAAGCGAUUGGAAAGUUCAACCGUAACCUCCUCAUCGCUCUGAGCACUGUGGCUAUUAACUACGCUGUCCUGGCUUCGAAGGGUACUAGUCUGCCACAAGAUGUUCUUGCCAAGCUACUGGAGGCUGUUGGCCACUUGCUAUCAACGCAGAAGGACAGUGAGGUGAUAUUCCGAUCCCUCGUGGCUACGGGCACGCUGGCCACGGUACUGGGCAAAGAUGCAGCCAAGUCUGCCAUUCAACCUGUGGAGCGCGCAAAGGACUCUGCCAUCGAACCCAGAGUCAAGGAUAUCUCGAACGAAUGCCUGACGUUGCUACGAUAA
Truncatella angustata is the source of this 2322-nucleotide messenger RNA. RefSeq names its product ubiquitin homeostasis protein lub1. Bases 1 to 2322 code for a protein of 773 amino acids. Gene Ontology annotation, biological process: proteasome-mediated ubiquitin-dependent protein catabolic process; ubiquitin recycling. The record is from RefSeq and is a predicted model, not a curated record. The transcript is spliced from 3 exons. Lineage: Eukaryota; Fungi; Ascomycota; Sordariomycetes; Amphisphaeriales; Sporocadaceae. Gene Ontology annotation, cellular component: nucleus; cytoplasm. Gene Ontology annotation, molecular function: ubiquitin binding.